Messenger RNA from Musa acuminata AAA Group (dessert banana), 867 nucleotides. RefSeq names its product FCS-Like Zinc finger 13. The record is from RefSeq and is a predicted model, not a curated record. The transcript is spliced from 2 exons. Lineage: Eukaryota; Viridiplantae; Streptophyta; Magnoliopsida; Zingiberales; Musaceae. Bases 63 to 713 code for a protein of 216 amino acids.
UCUCAAUCUCCUCCAAAUUGCUCUCUGGGUGUGAAUCUAGGGUUGGGCUAACUCCGGCCAAGAUGGUGCAUCAAUCUCGGCCAUUAAUCCGGCGGCUACCGGACCCUAUACUAACCGGUGAUCGAUCACGGCUGGCCGACGCCACCCCAACACAGGUGAACUCGCCGGAACGUAACUCCCAGUCGCCUAAAGUUUGGAGGAAGCUCGAGCCCGACGGUGUCGGACUAGCCAUCGUGGCGGCCCUCGAGAGGACCCGCGGCGGGAGUCCCGCUAACGUGGUCGUUAGCACGGCCACGUCGCCGAUCGCGAUCACUCCGUCGAGGACUAGCCGGCGUAGAGGGUGUCCGGAGGUAUCUGAACUGUGCUCCAGCGGUGGAAGUUGUGAAAAAGGGAAAGGCGGUGGAGAUUUAGGAGAGCGGGUGAUGGAUUUCUAUUGCGAGUCCCUGUCGCCGCCGACGCCCGGAGAAUUUGGGGGGUUUCAGGUGGCUGAUUUCCUUAGCCACUGCCACCUGUGUAGGAAGAGACUCCAUGGAAAGGAUAUCUACAUGUAUAGAGGAGAGAAGGCGUUCUGUAGCAUGGAGUGCAGAUACCAGCAGAUCGUCAGUGACGAGUACCAGGAAAACUGUGGGUCAGAAGCCACGAGACCGACCGAGAUAUCGAGCUCGCCGUACUCCGGUGACCGGAUCUUCUCUCCGGGCAUCGUUGUGUCGUGAAGGUGGAAUCAAAUGAAGGCAUCAGAGAGCUUGGAGCUGCAGGAAAUCACACCAUGUUUACACAUGAUGAUAUUAAUUAGCAUGAGAACAGUGUAAUCUGUUGCGUAAGAGAAAUUUUGAUAGUUAUGAUCACAAACUAAAUCCCAGUUUUUCC